GCGUGGAAUCCCAGGGGUAUUACGGUAACUAGUCACGUUUCUUCUUCGGGGUUCGCGGCUGCUGCAUCGCCUCCUCGUGUAAACAAGGCGCAGCAGCGCCGCCGUCUCCAGCCGGAAGAGAAACCCUAACCCUAGCUCAGCCCCCCUUCGUGCUCGUAGUGCAUGGGGUCGUUCUCGGAGAUGCCCCCAGGUGACCCGGCGGCCGGGGAGAAGAUCUUCAAGACCAAGUGCGCGCACUGCCACACCGUCGACAAGGGCGCCGGCCACAAGCAAGGGCCUAACUUGAAUGGUCUAUUUGGGAGGCAGUCUGGUACAAGUCCUGGUUACUCUUACUCCCCGGCUAACAAGAACAUGGCUGUGAUUUGGGAGGAGAACACUUUGUAUGGCUACCUGCUUGAUCCUAAGCAGGUACUAGUAAUGCACGCUGUGAAAUUAUGAAGUACCAGACUACCGGUUGGUCUUAUUACAUUAGCAUCACCAUUCAUAUAUUCCCGGAACCAAGAAGGUGUUCCCUGGACUGAAAAAGCCGCAGGAACGUGUUGAUGUCAUUGCAUACCUGAAGAAUGCCACUGCUUGAUGAGGGUUUGCUGCUGUGACCCUAAGAUGAAGAGCGGCAGUUCUUUUUGCAGUUAAAAUAAAGAUGUGAUUCACUUUAGGUUCACAGGUUGUAUCCAAACGACCGUUAAGAAUUAGAAGUAGUUCUAUAAUGCUUUUGUUUCUUUGGGAAGGUUUAACAUACCUAUGUAAUGUUUGUCUCUCAUUUGCCUGUCUGUGAAAAUCUAUCCGAGUUCCAGUCAUGUAUUCUAAGCCUUACGCAUACAUCGGUGUGUGGUUAUACGUUCAAUUGAAUUGUUGAGCCGAGUUGUACCUGUAA
Molecule: messenger RNA, 874 nt
Organism: Phragmites australis (common reed)
Lineage: Eukaryota; Viridiplantae; Streptophyta; Magnoliopsida; Poales; Poaceae
Product: cytochrome c-like
Exons: 4
Coding region: 163-438 (91 amino acids)
Biological process (GO): mitochondrial electron transport, ubiquinol to cytochrome c; mitochondrial electron transport, cytochrome c to oxygen
Cellular component (GO): mitochondrial intermembrane space
Molecular function (GO): electron transfer activity; heme binding
Source: RefSeq, a predicted model, not a curated record